Mizuhopecten yessoensis (Yesso scallop) is the source of this 9434-nucleotide messenger RNA. RefSeq names its product vasodilator-stimulated phosphoprotein-like. The transcript is spliced from 11 exons. The record is from RefSeq and is a predicted model, not a curated record. Gene Ontology annotation, molecular function: SH3 domain binding. The coding region runs from base 240 to 1538 and encodes 432 amino acids. Lineage: Eukaryota; Metazoa; Mollusca; Bivalvia; Pectinida; Pectinidae.
ACCCACAGUUCAAUAUCAUUUUGAGGAAGAAGGAAUAUAUAUAUAUAUAUGUUUUUAACUUUUCUAGCUUACCUAUUCAUUCGUGUGUACAGCUAGCUAGGUAUAACUUACGCCUCUGUGUGUGAUAUGUUGUCGGAAUGGCCGCCAACAUUAUGAGGUAACAUUGUGAUAUAUGUACUGAAGUUUGAAGGAAGAAGUACGACUUUUUCUAACACUGGCUACACACACUGACUUACACUAUGAGUGAGGUGCCCAUAGUGACGGCGAGGGCCAAUGUCAUGGUCUACGAUGACAUCAAUAAAAGAUGGCUGCCGAGCGGCAGCACGCAGGGCCUGGCAAAGGUGCAGAUCUACCAACAUAUGGUCAACAACACAUUCAGGGUCGUCGGGCGCAAAAUGCAGGACCACGAGGUUGUAAUAAAUUGUGCAAUUUUACGAACAUUAAAAUACAAUCAAGCCACAGUAACAUUCCACCAAUGGAGGGACAACAAACAGGUGUACGGAUUAAACUUCAGCUCACGAGAAGAUGCCGACAGUUUUGCUCAAGCUAUGCUGACAACACUCGACUCUUUAAGUCAAGGUACCGGUGCUCCUCCGCCGCCCCCACAACAGCCAAUUUACAACCAACCAAGCGUGCCCAACCCCAACGGACCUGAGCAAAGACAUUCUGGAGGUGGUCAUGUAAGACAACCAUCAGGGGGAGCCCCGAGAGAUUUCAGCCAUUAUGAGGCUCAGCCACCACAACCACAACAGCCCCCACAAGCCCCGAAAGUUCCAAAUGCUCCUCAGGCCCCAGCUCCACCAGCCCCUCCUCCAGCCCCUGCUGCCCCUCCAGCCCCUGCUGCCCCUCCUGCCCCUCCAGCACCUGCUGCCCCUCCUGCACCUCCAGCCCCCCCAGCACCGCCUUCUGGAGGAAUUCCCCCAGCCCCACCUGGUGCGGGGCCACCUGCCCCACCCCCUCCGCCGCCUGUGGGAGGAGGUGGAGGGGCACCUAGUGCGUCAUCAGGAGGAGGGGCAGGAGGGCUAGCAGCCGCGUUACAAGCUCAGCAACAGAAGAUGAAGAAAGUUGACACACAGGCUGACCGAUCAAGUGUAGGUGAAAAGAGCCGAUCCAGUGGAGGAGGAGGUGGCGGAUCAGGAAGUGGGGGAGGCGGUGACUUUAUGAGUGAACUUCAAAAGCGAUUAAAGAAGUCUAAAGCACCACCAGCAGCAGCAGCCAGUGAUCCCAGUAUCCAGACCCCGCCAGCAGGACCUGCCACCAGCAAUAGACCGCCGCCCACAAAAGCAACCAAUGGGAAGACGCUAUCAAAUGGAUCUGAUUCUCCACAGAUGAGUAGAAAGAAGCCAUCAUUUUUGACAAAAUCUGACAGGAGAUUAAACUCUUUACCUGGCCAGGAUACGACGGGAGUUUCUAACGGACCAAGCAAUUCGGAUCUAGAGUCUCUCAAACAGGAAAUUCUUACAGAAAUGAGGAAUGAAAUGCAUAAAGUCAAGAUAGAAAUCAUAGAAGCAAUUCGACAAGAGUUGGGCCAUAGAUAAAGCACAGUGUGAUAGUUGUCUGCCUGGUGUGUGUGAACUUGGACUGCAUUCUCUGGACGAUUUACCUCUUUGGUGCAGCGUACCACUUACACAAGGUGUUAACAGGCCCCGCUGGCCUCUUCUACUGACCAAACUCAUCGUUUCCAUGUAACCAGUAUAACCCCGAUACUAAGCUUCAUGUUUCAACACCUCUGUGAUCAAUGCUGACACUACAAAGUGGCGAAAUCUAGGGGAUUACGAGGCUUUAUUUUCAUACGUACCUUGUGUCAGAUUUACGAUAUGUUUCGGAAAGAAGAUGAUGGAAAGUUCCGACAUUACCACCUACUUCGGUUUGUUGGUUUAGAACAAAUUAUUCAUUGUAUAAAUGUGUAAUGAUCUGGACUAGGUGUAUCAUUGGGAUACGAGGAUUGGAUGUAAACAGUGUUUAUUUUAGACAAUUCCUUCUUGCUUUGCACUAUUUUUGGCUAAGCUGUAAACUAUUUUGAAUUGGAUUAAAUCAUCUUGACUAGAGUAAUUAAGUUGUGAAAUUUGAAACUGAUAUUACAGCAUUCUUAAAUAGCAAAGGUUAUUAACGAAAAUAUUCUAGAAAUGAAAAAGGAGUUUUUACAGUUAAUUUGUCGUAGCCCAGAUACAGUGGGAAUACUAGUUACUCAGUUUCACAGUUGAUAUUCAGGUUCGGAUAUAAUAUUUAUAAAGAAAUUUGGCAAUAUCGGUGUAUAUGUAAAGAUUUGUAGCCCGUCUGGAGGCGACUGUAACAAAUGUACAGAUGUGUAUAACGUAAUUAUGUUAACGUAUAAAUGAUGACAGACCAAUAUUUAUUAGAUAUUCAUUGUUCGAUUCUUUUUAAUACUGGUAACUAAUGAAAUAUUUCCAUUGUUUCUAAUUCUAUAUCCAUUUUUUGCCGUCACAUUUUGUUUCUAUGUAGUAAUUACUAGACAUACGAGUAUGAGUGGGAUAUGAGUGCUGUAUGAGAUGUUACAAAGAUUGCCUGUUGAGUGUGUGACACAAGCGAGCCAAAAAACUUUGUCAUUUAUAACUAUUAAUUAGAUCUUAACACAAUAAGACUUGCCCUGUCACUUCAUCAGAUUUUUUGUGUCGCAUGACCAGAUUUGUUGUGUCACAUGACUAGAUUUGUUGUGUCACGUGACCAAAUUUGUUGGGUCACAUGACAAGAUUUGGUGUAUCACAUGACCAGAUUUGUUGUGUCACAUGUUCAGAUUUGUUGUGUCACAUGACUAGAUUUGUCCUGUCACAUGUUCAGAUUUGUUCUGACACAUAAUCAGAUUUUUGUGUCACAUGACCAGAUUUGUUGUGUCACAUGACUAGAUUUGUCCUGUCACAUGAUCAGAUUUGUUGUGUUACAUGACUAGAUUUGUUGUGUCACAUGACUAGAUUUAUGGACAGAUUUGUUACAUCAUGAGUAAAUUGAGGACAUCAAUGAUACUGCUGUUCUAAGUAUUAACUAUCACCGGAGAUGAAUAGUUCUUUUUUAUAUUGAAAAGUAUCUAGUACAAAAUGAUGAAUAUUUUGACUUGAUAUAUAUAUACAAUGAUCUGUUGAUGUUUUUAUGGUUAUACGUGUAAACCCUAGAUUAGAGACCAAUCACUGACAGGAAUAAUUUCUGUCUAAAACACAAUUCAUUAUGAGAUAAAAUAUAUUGAUAUUUAUGACAAGUAUCAGUUUUAUGUGUUUAUUCCUGUAUAUCAGAACAACACUUCAUUAUGAGAGCACAAGUUGUCUCCCUUCCUUCUUAUCACAGAUUUAGUAGAAAUAGUGUUGUAUGUCUGUUUUUCUUUGUAAACAAAUACAAGUGCUGAAUCACACGAGGACAUCAGUAACAUUGACCCCAUCUUUGUAGACGUCGGGGGGACACGAUACACUGCUACUGAUUUCCAUUAGAGAAUGACAUCGGGAGAUAUAAUUAGAAAGUUUGUAAGAUGUUGUGUGAUUGUUAUUUAGUGUUGAUUAGUGAAACAAUGGAAAAGUGCAAUCUGAGUAGAAGGAGUGAAGUGAUGUGUUCAUGUAGGUAAUCUGAAAUAGAUUUUAUAAUGGACUGAAUGGAACGCUGUAUGGGCAAUAUUGACACGUGUGAUCAAUGGUGGUUAUACCAAGGGGAGAUAAUCACGUUGACACGUGUGAUCAAUGGUGGUUAUACCAAGGGGAGAUAAUCACGUUGACGCGUGUGAUCAAUGGUGGUUAUACCAAGGGGAGAUAAUCACGUUGACGCGUGUGAUCAAUGGUGGUUAUACCAAGGGGAGAUAAUCACGUUGACGCGUGUGAUCAAUGGUGGUUAUACCAAGGGGAGAUAAUCACGUUGACGCGUGUGAUCAAUGGUGGUUAUACCAAGAGGAGAUAAUUACAUUGACGCGUGUGAUCAAUGGUGGGUAUACCAAGGGGAGAUAAUCACGUUGACGCGUGUGAUCAAUGGUGGUUAUACCAAGGGGAGAUAAUCACGUUGACGCGUGUGAUCAAUGGUGGUUAUACCAAGGGGAGAUAAUCACGUUGACGCGUGUGAUCAAUGGUGGUUAUACCAAGGGGAGAUAAUCACGUUGACGCGUGUGAUCAAUGGUGGUUAUACCAAGGGGAGAUAAUCACGUUGACGCGUGUGAUCAAUGGUGGUUAUACCAAGGGGAGAUAAUCACGUUGACGCGUGUGAUCAAUGGUGGUUAUACCAAGGGGAGAUAAUCACGUUGACGCGUGUGAUCAAUGGUGGUUAUACCAAGGGGAGAUAAUCACGUUGACGCGUGUGAUCAAUGGUGGUUAUACCAAGGGGAGAUAAUCACGUUGACGCGUGUGAUCAAUGGUGGUUAUACCAAGGGGAGAUAAUCACGUUGACGCGUGUGAUCAAUGGUGGUUAUACCAAGGGGAGAUAAUCACGUUGACGCGUGUGAUCAAUGGUGGUUAUACCAAGGGGAGAUAAUCACGUUGACGCGUGUGAUCAAUGGUGGUUAUACCAAGGGGAGAUAAUCACGUUGACGCGUGUGAUCAAUGGUGGUUAUACCAAGGGGAGAUAAUCACGUUGACGCGUGUGAUCAAUGGUGGUUAUACCAAGGGGAGAUAAUCACGUUGACGCGUGUGAUCAAUGGUGGUUAUACCAAGGGGAGAUAAUCACAUUGACGCGUGUGAUCAAUGGUGGUUAUACCAAGGGGAGAUAAUCACGUUGACGCGUGUGAUCAAUGGUGGUUAUACCAAGGGGAGAUAAUCACAUUGACUUACACCCCUGACAUGGAUUAUCGGCGCUCAAAGAAACAACAAAGUUCUUUCCAGGGCUUAUUGUUAGAUGAAAUUAGAAGGUUCAGUGAUCCUGUAUAUUCAGUUUUAACUUGAUAACGUGGAACUGCUAGCCUGCUGCGCCAGGUCUACGUCAUAAUUGCCAAAACCUCUUAGAAAUGUCUGAAGCAGAUGUUCAGCUCUGCCUGGUGUUUCCUAAUCAAACAAAUGCCAUCUUGUCAUUUCUACCAAAUUGAAAGUCCAGGAUUACAUUUUAUUGAGUAGUGGACACUUGACCAUGUUGUUGCCCAAGCCUGUAUUGUAAGCUAGAGCUGGACAAUGGACACUUAAUCUGUUUAGUUUGUCCUGGUCACUUUACCAUCCUCAGGUAGGGUGCACAGUUACUGUAGACAAACAGACAGUAUAAAGUAUAUGAUAAAGAAAGGAGGUAAGAUUGAUUAAACAGAAGAAAAUAACAUGGCCUGCUUGAUUGCUCAAACUAUUGUUACCGAUCUCAGAAUUGGGGAAUAUAACAAAUGAUAUAGAAUAGGAAGCGUUUUAAUCCAUUACAUGUAGUUUGUUGUUUUGGAUGAUAUUCCAUACCUGAGCAAUGGAUUACUGUUAAUAUGUGGCCAAAAAAAGGAAAAGAAGAUAAACUAUUUUGUAAUAUAUUUGUAGUCAUGUUUAAUGCAAAAGUUCAACUAGGACGAUUAAGUAGUAUAAAUAGUAAGUAACUGAAUUUUUACCAACACUGAAAUCACAAUGACAUACUGUAGUUUCCACUGCACAACCGACCUUUUUACCAACUCCACUGGGGAGGUGCUCUCCACUGUAGCAAUGAUAACGCGAAACCCUAAAAAACAGAACAGUUGUCUAUAGCUUUAAUCUAUUCACAUGAGAAAACUUUUUUUUUUUCAUUCUAGUCGGCCCGAUCUCUCAAGUCGGUAGAUUUAGACCAAAAAUAAAAAAUCCAAUUCCUAUGCUUGUUAUUUUACCAUUUAAACUCAUUCACCCCUAAAGACACAUUUGACCUCUGCUAAUUCAAUGGUUGGAACAGUUCAUUAUGAAAUUUCAGGGGUGAAUGAGUUAAUACUUGCUGUACAGAAAUCCAUACCGAGUGCUUGUGGGCUUUAAAUCACGUAGUUAUAGGAUUCAUUAGACCCAAAUCAUUGUUUUAACGCCCGCGUGUAGAAUGUAGCGUACCUAAAUCAUCAUUUUAAUGCCAAAGUAGAUGCUGUUGAAAACACUAGAGUAGAUUUUACGAGAUUGAAGUUGUCGUCAGCUAGUGGUGCCAUUUUGUACCUGUAAAGUAUCCGCUAAGUUCUUUUACAAGUACUGGUGGCUAUUCUUGUAAAACAUCUACCGCGUCCCAGGACUCCGGGGUUUGUUUAGCGGUACAGCUCAAAAAAUGAAAUUACCCAGUAUUAAUUUGCAUAGAAGUACCGUAAUACCUUGUAGGCAGGAAACACAUUCACUGAUAGAAGUGAUUUAUUUCGGUGCUGGGGUUAGGUAGAUUUUUGUACGGGAAUAGCCCUGACAUACAACACAAUUUAUUUAGCAAGAACCCUGAUCGUUGCUCGGGACAAAUCUUGCUUUUGUUAUCUUUAUUAUUACCCUGUACUGAUUAUAUAUACAGUGGUAGUAUAUUCAAUUAAUAUUAAUUAUAAUGAGCAAUCGUUAACGGAGUGGGAGUUAUGUUUGAAACCAAAGUGUCCUGACUAACUAUCAGUUUAAUCAAUAUCUCUUUCCAUGAUAAUUUGUACAUUGUACUUGCUUAACUCAGUCACCCCUGAAAUGUCAUAAUGAACUCUUCCAUCCUUUGAAUUGGAAGAGCUCAAAUGUGUCUCCAGGGGUGAAUGAGGUAAGAUUGUUUAAGAAUUACUGGUAAUUUUAUUCCCUUCAGACAGUCAAUGAGCUAGAUUUUUAAGGUGUGAGAUCAGAAGGGAAUGGACAUGUUCAUUUUUUGUAAGUUUCUCCAUGUUUAACUGUUAGACACCCAUUGCUGAUUCUGGUAUUGAUAUGCCAACAUUUGCUGAAUCAGUUUGUAAAUAUUUUGUUUCAUAUGGAAAUCUUCUUUUUUUUGUGCCAUUAAAAAGAUGCUUCGCUCAUUUUAUAUUGAAGCAAAGACAUAUUUCAUCUCAUCAUGGUUAUAACUGAAAUAUGUAUAUUCAUUUGUAUUGCCCACACAAAGAACAAAUCAGUUCACUUUCAAUAGAAAAACUUCCUUUGUCAUCGUAUCUGUAACAUAAUAUUUCCUUAAAGAUAAAAUCUCAUUUUUUCCUUUUUGUCUUUUUCUUACAGCAAUUCAGUUUCUUAUGUUUACCCUCCUCUCUGUCAUAAGUCAUAAUUGAUUUUUAUAUUUCAUUUAUUCGAAUGUUAUGAAUAAAUCAGCAAGGAGAUAAGAUAGCCUAGUCCUGUUCCCCCUGAUUUAACAAAUAGGGUUUCUGGUAUUGGUUAUUCCACUAUUGAGGUGGAAAAUAAAAAGUGUGUUAAUUUCGCAGCUGAAAAAAAAGAGAUAUAAAAUUGAGGUCUUGCAGUGGUAUGAUUUUUCUUCAUUUAUACUUCUGAAAAUGUUCCAUUAUCUCAUUCUUUACCUAGUUUUAUUAGCCCAGUAUAUAACUAGAAAGUAGAAAGCUAUCUACCUCCUAAAGUGUGCCUCUCUCUCUCUCUAGCGUAGACCAGCUUACAGAAAUCGUAAUUUCAAAGCAAUUUUGAUAAUAUCCCAAAAACCAAGUUGACAAUUUAUGUUGUAAAAUAAUUAACCAAAUUUCACAUAUGAAUUAAAAUUUACAUAUUCUAGCAAUUGGUCAUUCCCAUACUCCCAUAUUUUAUGCAUAUUUCAAUGGAAAUGGCGAUUUUGUUUUUGUUUAAUAGCAAUUGAUAUUUGACAAAAGCUUCUGGAAAUUGAUAAUGUGUAUGGAGCUAGGUAAAGAUCUUCAUUUAGAAAUGAGGAUUGUGACGUAUAGUUAGCAUGUACCCGGUAUUUCAAUGAAAACAGCAUUAACUGCCUUCGUACACGUAACUGUACUGUGAGGACGUUUGGCGCUAUACAUGGUUAUAUUUUCCAUAAUUGUUUAUUUUCAUGUCAAUUACUAAGGAUUAAACAUGUCAAUCAUAGUUCUUCCACAGUAAGUUAGAACAUGCAUAAAGUCCUCAGCAGAAUGUUCAUAAAUCAAAAUUGCAGGCAAUUUCUUCAAACCCCCCCCCCCUUCUAUGUAUCAUAGAUGGGAAUGACCGGAUGUCUCCGUCAUUUCCUGUCUCUCUUCUCGUGGUCUGGCAGGGGAUCUGUCUGGUUUUCGGAAGUUUUCUUACCCGAUAAGAAACCUAAAGCUUCUGUUCCUAUUAUUAGGUGAUAUGUUGACAUGUAUUCUCCGUCUUUCUCUAUAUAUUUAUGCAGACUUUUACUUGAACAAAUGCCAUUAAUGCAUUUGCAUGGUGGUGAAGUUUGAUCGGAUAUUUUUGUGCGUGUUUAUAUUCAAACAUAUGAACUACUGUCAACAUAAACAACAACAGAAUUAUACAAAUAUUUAGAAAUACAUACUGAUUUCAAUGAUUUGGUGUUCCGGUGGUAAAAUUGUUUGUGGAGAGAUAUCAAUGUUCUAUCCUGAAGUCAAUCAAAUAAUCCAUUUUGUUAAUUGAAAUGUUUGAAUCCCACCCAAAGAAUUUACUGACAGUUGAGGGGAAUUAGACUUGCAAACGUCAUGUUGCAUCCGACAGGAAACUUGGUCAAUGAUAUAACCAAUAGUUACCUAGGCCGCAUUCAUUUAUCACAAUCCAAAUGGUUAAACCAGAGUUGUUCGUUUAUGAAAUACGAUAGGACCUAUUAAUCUGAUGCUGCUUUCAGGCGAGCCUUGCAAGGCUUGCAUAAACAUUUGCAGGUCUGCCAGGAUCUAUACCUGAAAUUGUUACAUUUAAAAAAUAGACUAUGGUUGAACCGGAUACGUGAAAGGGGCCCCAAGUCUUUGGUUAACACUAGCUGUCCAGUUUGUAAAUAUUACAGAUGUUAGGGUACAGUAACUUUGCUGGCAUAGUACAAAAUCAAAGGGAGAUAAUACAUUAUACAUUUCUCUAAAUAUUAAUCAAAUACGUACAAAUCAUCAAAAUCCACCAAUGUACAACUGAUAGAGUUUAUUUGUUACUUUGAUCAUUGUACUGUAGAAACGACUGAUAUAUGUGUAGCUGUAAACAAUCUGUAAUGCAGGAUAUACAUGCAGUCAAUUUAAAUUGUACUUUAUGGAGGGCAUUUGUUGGCCCUAAUGACCUAUCCUGUAUUAGUAAUAAUGUACUGAAUGUCUGAACAAAAACUUUACUGAACUCCGGGAAUCUGCAAUCAGAUCAAUACAUGUUCUUUAAUUCUGAUAAAAAUAAUAAUAAUUAAAGUGGCGGUAUUGAAAUUCAUUUCAAGGGGAAUUAAGAAGUGAUAAUUAAACUUUCAUUUUUUAGGGAAAAAAGAAAGUCUGAUUUUCUCUCAAUAACAGUAAGAUAGCUGCUGUUUUAGUUACUAGGACCAGAUUCUAUGAGAUAAACAUGAACUUUUUGUAGAUUCCAAUCUGUCGGGUGUUCACACAUAUUCCAUGUUUGCACUCAUUUUGUUUCUUGCAAAUCAUGAACAUUGGAGAAUCAAUUAUACAUGUAUAUUGUAUUUAUCUUGUAUGUACAAUAAACGUAAUUGCUUUUAUAAACCAU